Molecule: messenger RNA, 246 nt
Organism: Sphenostylis stenocarpa
Lineage: Eukaryota; Viridiplantae; Streptophyta; Magnoliopsida; Fabales; Fabaceae
Source: the annotation of a GenBank genome assembly
AUGACGCUUAGUUGUGAUGAGACAUUUUCUUUACGUUCUCGUCUACGCAUUUUGCUCAAACAAACCGAGACUUAUGCUUUCAUAAUCCCAAGAAAACUAGGUAUAACCAAACCAGGCAUCAACGCAAAUCUUGUUCAUUUAGUCAAAAACCUUUAUGCUCAAAAUCAGACUUCACAAAGGGAACAUAACAAAGUCAAGACAAGAGGAUAUGCUUUGACAUUCAUGACAGCCUCUCUUUCCAACUGA